This is a messenger RNA of Chelonia mydas (Green sea turtle), 1375 nucleotides long. RefSeq names its product DNA fragmentation factor subunit alpha (gene DFFA). Gene Ontology annotation, biological process: regulation of apoptotic process; apoptotic process. NCBI's taxonomy places the organism in Eukaryota, Metazoa, Chordata, Testudines, Cheloniidae. The record is from RefSeq and is a predicted model, not a curated record.
CGGCAUGCACCGGGCUGGGGCUUGUCUUUGGGCUGAGGUGCGAGGGGAGCGGCUUAGCUGCCGUUGCUCCUCAGCCCCAGGGCUAGGAGAAGGAGAUGGCGGGAGAGGCUCCCGGAAGCGGGGAGGGGGUCUCUCCGCGGAGGCAGUGCCUGAUCCGGCGGAAGAGCCAGCGGGAGCACCACGGCGUGGCGGCCUCCUGCCUGCGGGAGCUGCGGAGCAAGGCCUGUGACAUUCUGGCCAUUGACAAGGCCUGGGAGCCCAUCACCUUAGUUCUGGCAGAGGAUGGCACCAUUGUGGAUGAUGAAGAUUACUUCCUGUGUUUACCGCCCAACACCAAGUUUGUGGCACUGGCCAGGAAUGAAAAGUGGACCAGCAGCUCCACAGACGGGGGCACAGCCUGGCUCUCAAGGGAGUCCAUAGAUGAAGUGGAUAGCGGUGAAUUGAAGUGGAAGCAUCUGGCAAGACAGCUGAAGGAUGACCUGUCCAGCAUCAUUUUGAUGUCUGAGGAAGACCUCCAGGUUCUCAUUGAUGUACCAUGUUCAGACUUGGCCCAGGAGCUUUCCCAGAAUCAACCAAAAACCCAGAUGUUACAGGACACCCUGCAGCAGGCGCUGGACAGACGAGAGGAAGAACGCCAAUCCAAACAGCUUCUGGAACUCUACAUGAAGGCCUUAAAGAAUGAAGGCAGCAUCUUAACCAAGGCAUCAGAACCUGACGCUGCACCCAGGGAGGAGAUGAAUGUAGUCAACACUGAUAGCAGCGGUGCAGGUGCCUCCGCCAAAAGAUCACUCAGUAGCGGGAUCCUUGCUGCACUGAAAGAGAAACCUGCCCCAGAACUCAGCUUAGACAGUCAGGAUCUAGAGCUGGUUUUCAAGGAAGACACAGAAGCCUUGGCUCUGGCACUGUGCUGGGAUAAGCAGAAGACUGAAGCUCUCCAACAGGCCUGUGAUCAGGAGCUCUCCAGGCGCUUACAGCAAGUGCAGGCUCUACGCUCCCUGAGGAAUAUAUCAAAGGGCAAGAAAAAGCUGCCCUGGGGAGACUGGUUGAGUUCAAAACGCAAGAACAGCCCCCAUCAUCCAGGAGACAGAAGUCAGCAAGAAACAGGCAGAGUCGUGGAUGUAUGUGGAACACUGCCUGAUAGAGCUCUGCAACAAGCUACUUCCCUGCCUCGCAAGUUUGUUUUUUUUUCUUUGGGCCGGAGCAAAACUUCCAGCUCAAUUAUUUUUAUAUUACAGUAGCCCCUCUUUUCUCAGCUUAUGCAGUGACGUGAAAAAAACCAAAGAGCAAUUAACUUCCCAACAAUACACUGUUUGGAUUUAACCCUUAAUUAGAGCUUCUGGAUUGUGCUGCUAUUAAAGUGUGUAUUUGCUGUUAA